Messenger RNA from Camellia sinensis, 3177 nucleotides. The record is from RefSeq and is a predicted model, not a curated record. Lineage: Eukaryota; Viridiplantae; Streptophyta; Magnoliopsida; Ericales; Theaceae.
AUGGGAAUGUACUUCAACUGCAUGGGAUUCACGGCUUCAACUCAUGUGGAUCCUAUUGGUCGUAGUGGAGGUAUUUUGAUGAUUUGGAAUCCUAAAGUGAUGAAUGUCAGAGUUAUGGAGGCCUCUUCCCAACAAAUAACAACGAUAAUAUCUAGACAAGACUUCCAAGAUUGGGUUCUAUCAGCUGUUUAUGCAAGUCCUAAUUCUAACAAGAGAGAUGAGUUAUGGGAGCAACUUACAACUAUUGCUCAGUCCAUGGAUAAACCAUGGUUAGUUGCUGGUGAUUUUAACGAUUUCUCUUCCUCAAAUGAGAAAAGGAGCCUUCAAGGGAGUAACACUCAGAGUAUUAAUCAAGAUCUUAGAAGAGGUAGUAAGUUCAAUGACAGACUUAAUAUAUAUAAGUUGAUGGAUUUAGGUUGUGCAGGUCCAAGAUUGACAUGGUCUAACAAUCGGAAAGGUUGGGCUAAUACUAUUGUUCGUCUGGAAAGAGCCUUGUGCAAUACUGAAUGGCGAAUUACAUUCCUAGAUGGAGCUGUCAAGAAUUUACCCCGCACCUAUUCAGACCAUUCUCCAUUGAUGGUGCUCACCCAAGGUAAACCUCCCUUUAACCCUGUUUGUAGACCUUUUAAGUUUAUGGCUGCCUGGUUAACCCAUGAAAACUUCAAAGCUAUAGUUGAAAAUAGUUGGACCAAUACUACUUCUUCUCUGAGUGAGAAACUUAAUGAUCUUGCGCAAGUUGCUAGUACCUGGAAUAAAGAGAUUUUUGGUAAUAUUUUUAGAAGGAAGAGAUGGUUAAUUGGGAGGAUCGAAGGGAUCCAAAAAUCCCAAGCUACCAACUAUUUCCAUAAUCUUCACCGUCUGGAACUUGAGCUUAUUGAGCAAUAUAAUCAUGUGUUGUAUCAAGAAGAACUCUUGUGGUUCCAAAAGUCUAGAGCCAAGUGGAUAACUCAAGGUGAAAGAAAUACCAAAUACUUUCACCUUACUACCUUGGCUAAAAGAAGAAAGAGAAAGAUUGAGAUGCUCAAGAAUGAUAAUGGGAUGUGGGUGGAUCAACCUGAACAAUUGAAAGUGUUGAUCACCAAUUACUUUAUGAAUCUUUUUGGGUAUACCCCUUCCAUUUUCUCCACUAAUUGGAGUAACCUGGUGAGCUGCAAGCUAAACCAGGUCGAUAAUGCUGCUCUUACUAAUGUCAUUACUAAUGAGGAAGUGUGGAAUGCUGUUAAGAAUAUCAAUGCCUUUAAAGCCCCUGGGAGGGAUAGGUUUCAGGCUGUGUUUUACCAUAUUUAUUGGUCCAUUGUUGGUGCUUCUGUGUGUGAUUUUGUUAAAAAUUGUUUUCUUCAAAAUCAUAUUCCCAGAGAUGUGAAUAGAACUCUUAUUGCCUUGAUCCCCAAAAUUGAUAACCUUGAGAGUGUGAAACAAUUUAGGCCUGUUUUUUAUAAAAUUAUUUCAAAAAUCAUUGUUAAUAGAUUAAGGCCCCUCUUAAGUAAGAUUGUUAGACCUAACCAAAGCAGCUUCAUUCUUGGAAAGAAUACUAGUGAUAAUAUAAUCAUUACUCAAGAAAUUAUUCACUCUCUCAACAAAAAGAAAGGAAUUCACUCCCUCCAGAGGCUUGAGACAAGGGGACCCCUUGUCUCCUUACCUGUUUGUGCUUUGUCUAGAGAGGCUACUACAUCCAAUUAUAGUACUAUCAUGAAGGUCAUAGAUGAGUUUUGUGAUAUUUCUGGUCUGAAAAUCAAUCAUCAUAAGUUUAAACUCUUUGUCUCCCCUAACAUUGAUAGGAAGAGUGCUAAAGAGAUGAGUACCAAGUGUGGCAUCCCUCUUACUUUUGAUUUAGGGCAAUACUUGGGUGUCCCUAUCAUCCCAGGUAGAGUUAACAGAGGUAUUUUUACCCACAUUUUAGAUAAGAUGCAAAGGAGGUUGACAGGGUGGAAAACUCAUACUCUAUCCAUGGUUGGUAGAGCCACUCUAAUCCAAUCUGUGGCUUCUGCUAUACCUGCCUAUGCUAUGCAGACUAUGCUCUUACCAGCUAAGCAAAAAAGUAGGGAUGCUUCAUAUAUUUGGAGAGGCAUCAUAAGCACUAGACCUUUCUUAAGGAAAGGUGUUAAGUGGAACAUUAGUGAUGGCAAGUUUGUGAAUGUUUGGAAAGAUUGGUGGUGUGGAAACAGUUCUUUUGAGGACACUGUUUCUGGCACUAUGCAAUCUAAUAUUAUUGAUGCUAUUCACAUUUCCACUCUGAGAGGGUUGCUGGGGGCAGAUGAGAAUUGGGAUGAUAUUCUGAUUAAAGAUAAAUUCCCUCAUCCACUGGCUACUAUUAUCCUGGGGACUCCACCCCUUGGAAACAAUGAGAUAGAUACUCCAAUUUGGAAGGGAUCUCCUGGUAGGGAAUUCACUGUUUCUUUUGUGUAUGAAAUGCUUCAGGACAAUGAGAACAGGGCAGAUGACUGGUCUUGGGUGUGGAAACUAAGAUUACCACAAAAACUAAAAGGUUUCUUGUGGACUGUUCUCCAUGGAAAACUGCUCACAAAUCAAAUGAGAUUGAAGAGAGGAUUGACUGAUACUCCUCACUGUCUUAGAUGCAAUGGGGUUGAGGAUAUGAAUCAUUUAUUUAGAGAAUGUUAUAUAGCAAAGGAAGUGUGGCUCAUUGUUUUUGAUAAACAAUGGUACAUAGAUAUGAUAAGGAGACCUUGGAUGGAUUGGCUCAUGAGGAAUGCAAAAAGUAAAAAUUAUUAUAAUGCACAGCUCUCUUGGUUUACUGUUUUUGUGGUGGCUCUAUUGAAAAUUUGGAAAAACAGAAAUGGAUUUGUAUUUGAAGGAAAAUCUAUUAGUAACCAAGAGAGUGCAAAAUUUAUUUUCGAUUACUCUCGAGAAAUCCAUCAAGCUUUCCUCCAGUCUGUACCACAAUCCAGACCCUCAUUUAGACUAAUCAAAUGGUGUUUCCCACCUACAGGAAGGCUGAAACUAAACACUGAUGGCAGCAGGAAAACUGGAGAAGAUGGAGGCUUUGGUAGGCUGAUCCGGGAUGAACGAGGAGCUUGGGUGUGUGGAUAUUAUGGACGUUUGCAACUUGGAACUAGCCUUGAAGCUGAAUUAUGGGCUCUAUACAAGGGACUCAUCGUGAUCCUACAAAAAGGCAUGAACAAUGUUAUCAUUGAAUCAGAUGCAAUGCAGGUGGUAUAA